AUGGAUUUCGUUAGCGAUGACUAUCCACUACAGGGUGACCUACUCCUCAAGCUAAGACCAAAACAGCCGCUUGACAAUGUUCACGAUUGGUGGGAUGUUUGGGUGGUAGGGGAAAUCAGGCAGUCCGAUCAGAACGAGGCACUUCGCCAACUCCGACGAUAUGUGAGAGAUGUGUUUGCCUCUCAACCAACGCGACGUCUCGUCCAUGCAUUCACGCUUUGUGGUUCAUAUUUUGAGCCAAGGGUGCUUGAUCGUUCGGGUUGCGCUAGUCCUGGUCCCUUCAACAUUAUUUAUGACGAAAGGCGUCUCAUACAGAUAAUUGCUGGUCAUGCGAUGAUGACCGAUGAAGAACUCGGCUUAGUCACAUUAAUCAAGGAGGAUGACGGUUAUCGAGUGAUUAAUAUUGAAUCCGAGAACCCUCAAGAACCUGCCACUUCAGGAGACUGGGACUAUGUGACCAAAUUCUCAUGGACUUCGGAUAGACGAAAACAAGAGUUGGAUCUUUUGAGACUAGCACUUUCAAGAGGAGUACAGUGUAUCGCAACCUUGGUCGGCUCCAAAGAUGUGACUAGUAUUAAGGACAUACGGUCUGGCUUGUAUUUUCCUAACGCUCACCGUGCUCGGGGAAGCUCUAGAAGUACCUCAGGUACACAAGGGGAGUCUCGCCCUCGAGGCCUGAGCGCUUUAUCCAAGUCAGACGGCAUUGUUGAUACAGAGAAGACGGCUGGAAGCGCCCAAAAACGUCCCAUAAGCACAUGCGAGGACUCGUCUAAGCGGAGAAAGCACGACUGCCGCAACCUAGCAGAUGGUCAGGUGACAAAAGCUGAGUAUUCAAAUGCUCAAGCACAAGGCACUAGCUUGAAUGACGCGGAAAAUAUCUCUUACGACAAUCGCAUACUGCGUUGCCUUGUAAUUUCCCUCGCUGGAAAAGCCUUGUACAAAUUCCAGAAGAAGUCUGAGCUAUUGGGAGCUCUCCGCGAUACUAUUCAAGCACACAAGAAGCAGGAGACAUAUACUCAUGAGCGGCAUAGCGACCUCGAUGCUUGGCGAAACUGUGUCAUGAUAUAUUUAUUCUAG
Molecule: messenger RNA, 1077 nt
Organism: Talaromyces stipitatus ATCC 10500
Lineage: Eukaryota; Fungi; Ascomycota; Eurotiomycetes; Eurotiales; Trichocomaceae
Exons: 2
Coding region: 1-1077 (358 amino acids)
Source: RefSeq, a predicted model, not a curated record